Molecule: messenger RNA, 553 nt
Organism: Arachis duranensis
Lineage: Eukaryota; Viridiplantae; Streptophyta; Magnoliopsida; Fabales; Fabaceae
Product: inactive glucose-1-phosphate adenylyltransferase small subunit 2, chloroplastic-like
Exons: 5
Coding region: 1-444 (147 amino acids)
Biological process (GO): glycogen biosynthetic process
Molecular function (GO): glucose-1-phosphate adenylyltransferase activity
Source: RefSeq, a predicted model, not a curated record
AUGCUUGUAUUUAUUAUUUCAAGUUCUUGCUGCCACUCAAACUCCAGGGAGGCAGGUAAAAAAUGGUUUCAGGGUACUGCUGAUGCCGUGAGGCAGUUCCACUGGCUCUUUGAGGAUCCUAGAAGCAAGGAUAUUGAGGAUGUUCUGAUUCUUUCUGGGGAUCAUCUCUACCAAAUGGACUAUGUGGACUUUGUUCAAUCCAACAUGAGAAUAUUGGUUACUGGAGGAGCUAGAUUUAUUGGGUCUCACCUGGUUGACAGAUUGAUGGAAAAUGAAAAAAUGAGGAUGCCGUGGUCUCUCGAAAUUGACUGUCUACUUUGUUUCUCUCUGAAGAGUGAGAAGAAUCUACUUGCAAUGAGGGGAAGAGUUUUGGUACGGGAUCUCAGAUUAAUGACAAGGGACAUAAGGAUGAGGUGUGCAUUUUUGUUGUUUUUAUUAUUCUAAAUGCAAUGGUUGUUCUAUGACAGUUCUUACAUGUUUAAGGGAUUAUGGAAUAAGGAAUAUAUAUUGGCAUGUAGUUUAUUUUUCAUACAAUAGGAAAUGCUUCAAGAUA